AUGCCGUGGACAGUCACCAAUUCUUUUAAGCGAGGCCUGAUGAAAACAUACGGAAGACCGACAUGGCGCGUGUAUGACGAUGAACGGGCCGCGAAAAAACGACGCGUCCAGGAUGAGUCGGACGAGGCGGAAACCAACCUGCAAUAUGCGAUUCGCGAGUCCUCCGCCGCCGUCUUGUCUAGUCCUUCGCGCCGCAACUCGGUGGUCUUGUCCGAAGGGACCCUCGACGAUAUCGACGAUCUCACCACUCCUCCGUCCUCGCCACCUCCGCGUUUGAGCCCUCCCCCCGCCAACACUCGCAAGCCGACCUUUGCUUUUCUCAAGCGCAAACAUAAGGAGGCUACCGCGGGGUCUCCUCUGACGGAAGUCAACUCCAACAGUGUGCGGUCGUCGGUAGACCCGCCAAAGCAGCAGCAACAGCAGAUCCAUUCUCAUCCACCACCACCACCGCAACCGCAAAAAGUAACGCCAAAGCAGCCCGCGCUGCGCCAGAUGCAAAUCGACCUAGGUACUGAGGUGCGCAAGACCUGUGCGACAUGCGGGAUGGAGUACAUUCCCUCCAACACGGAGGACGCGGCUCUGCAUAAAAAAUUCCACGAAAUGAACUCGACUGGCGUCGACCUAGGCAAGGCUUUCAUGCGCGCCAAUGCUUCACGCUGGGUCUACGAGGCCACGCGCUUUGAAGAGGGUUACGUGGUGAUCGUUGAUCGUAAGGCCACGCCAAGCGCCAAGAACCAAGCGAAAAAAGUGCUCGAGGUGGUCAAUAAGGAGCUUUCGUCGCCGGAAAUCGAGGACGAGGUACUCUGGAGCCAGGCCGAGCCUCCGAAACACCUACACACCGAUAAUAAUGAGGAGAAGGUCGAUCGAUACCGAGUGUUUUUGCAUAUGAAGGACAGCCGGUGCGUGGGACUAUGUCUGACGGAGCGUAUCUGGGAAGCGCGCCCGGUGGUUCAGGGCGAAAGCAAUGGCCAUGCGAACGGCUCGUCCGUGUCUGUCAAGGAUGAGGUGCACCCAGCGAUUGUUGGGGUUUCACGAAUUUGGACAUCGGGCGCGUCGCGAAGGAAGGGUAUUGCCUUGGAUCUCUUGGAUUGCGUGGUCAGCAAUUUCAUCUACGGCAUGGAGAUCCCCAAAGAUAAGAUCGCGUUCAGCCAGCCCACAGAGAGUGGGAAGAAGCUGGCUCACAAAUUCUUCGAGGAAGAUGCGACGUGGCAUGUGUAUAAUGAGCGGUGA
Molecule: messenger RNA, 1230 nt
Organism: Penicillium subrubescens
Lineage: Eukaryota; Fungi; Ascomycota; Eurotiomycetes; Eurotiales; Aspergillaceae
Product: ESCO family N-acetyltransferase
Exons: 2
Coding region: 1-1230 (409 amino acids)
Biological process (GO): mitotic sister chromatid cohesion
Cellular component (GO): nucleus; chromatin
Molecular function (GO): protein-lysine-acetyltransferase activity
Source: RefSeq, a predicted model, not a curated record